UUUUCAUUGAGGUUGAAAUGCAAAAGAGUAAAUAAAUGCACCAAAUCCAAUUCCGACUGACGAGACGACGACGCCAUUUCUGACCCCUCUGUCACUCCGCCUGAUUCCUUCAUGUGCUUCUCACUCCUUCUCUUCUCUCACCACUCAUUCCCUCUCUCUCAGAUCCAAUCUCCCUCAAUUCACCCCUAAACUAAACCACACACCCCCAUUUCCUUUCAUUUUCACGUACUUUCUUUCCCCCUCAAAUCACCGAAACUUCCACUCCCCUACAUUACUCCACAACCUUAUCUAACCACCCUAUAAAGUAUAAACACCAAAUGCACUAACCAAUUCAGAUUCAUUAAUUUCACUUCAGAUGGAAGAUAUAUCAAAAUACGCUCACAGUCCUGUCCACGUCGCAGUUUUAUCCUCCGACCACGCUUCCCUCCGCCGUCUCGUUUCCGUCGUCCCUAAUCUCCCCAAACCCGGCGAAGUAACCACCGAGUCCGAAUCUCUCGCCGCCGAGAUUCAAGCCGAUAAAGUCUCAUCCGUCAUAGAUCGCCGCGAUGUCCCCGGUAGAGAAACCCCUCUCCACCUCGCCGUACGUCUUAGGGAUCCAAUCUCCGCCGAGAUUCUAAUGUCCGCCGGUGCUGAUUGGAGUCUUCAGAACGAACAAGGUUGGAGCGCUUUACAAGAAGCGGUGUGUAAUAGAGAGGAAUCGAUUGCCCUUGUUAUCGCGCGUCAUUAUCAGCCUCUUGCUUGGGCGAAAUGGUGCCGUAGGUUGCCGAGAAUUAUCGCUUCUGCUUCGAGGAUUCGUGAUUUUUAUAUGGAGAUUUCUUUUCAUUUUGAGAGUUCUGUUAUUCCGUUUAUAGGGAGGAUUGCGCCUUCUGAUACUUACCGGAUUUGGAAACGCGGUUCGAAUCUUCGUGCUGAUAUGACAUUGGCUGGUUUCGACGGGUUUCGAAUUCAACGUGCUGAUCAGAGUUUUUUGUUUCUUGGUGAGGGUUAUGCUUCGGAGGAUGGUAGUGUUAAUCUUCCAUGUGGUUCUUUGCUUGCUCUUUCUCAUAAGGAGAAGGAGAUUACCAAUGCUUUGGAGGGAGCUGGUGCUCAGCCUACGGAUGCGGAAGUUGCUCGGGAGGUUUCGAUGAUGUUUCAGACGAAUAUGUAUCGGCCGGGUAUUGAUGUUACUCAGGCGGAGCUUGUUCCGAAUUUGAAUUGGAGGCGUCAAGAGAAGACGGAGAUUGUUGGAGAUUGGAAGGCUAGGGUUUAUGAUAUGCUCAAUGUUAUGGUUAGUGUGAAAUCGAGGCGGGUUCCUGGUGCUUUGAAUGAUGAAGAGGCUUUUGCUAAUGGAGAGGGGUAUGAUGAUGUGUUGACUGCGGAGGAGAGAAUACAAUUGGAUUCCGCUUUAAGGAUGGGGAACUCUGAUGGCGUUUGCCAGGACGAGGAACCUGGAGGAGGAGAAGGAUUUGAUGGUCGCGAAAAUGUAUAUGAUAAUUCUGAAGUCAAUGGUGUGGUUAAAGGGAAGAAGGGCUGGUUUGGAUGGAACAAGAAAAGCUUGAAGAAUGGUGGUGAUGAACAUGAGGAUUCAAAGAAGUUUUCAGUGUUGGGCCAAGAAGGUAGCAACCAGAGAUCAAGUGAUCAGCAAAAUCCACAGCCUGACUUUCAGAAUGAGGAUCAUGGAGAUAAGAACUCGAAGAAGGGAAAGGAUCAAAACCAGAAAAAGAAAAAGAAGAAAGGAGCAAGUAAGGAGUCUAAGAGUGAGAGUGAGUUCAAAAGGGGUGUAAGACCUGUCCUGUGGCUGACACAAGACUUCCCUUUGAAAAUAGAUGAGCUUCUACCCUUACUUGAUAUCUUAGCAAACAAGGUGAAGGCUAUUAGGAGGCUCAGAGAACUUUUGACAACUAAACUUCCUCAAGGAACCUUUCCCGUCAAGGUAGCUAUUCCUAUAGUCCCUACUAUAAGGGUUAUUAUCACUUUUACAAAAUUUGAGGAACAUCAGACAUCAGAGGAAUUUUCAACACCACCCACUAGCCCAGGCUACUUCCAGGAUCCUAAAUCCAAGGAAUCUGAAGGGUCGACAUCCUGGAUUUCGUGGAUGAAAGGAAAUCGUGGCGUGUUAUCUAGUGACUCUGAUAGUCAUAGUCACAGUCACAGUCACAGAUAUAAGGAUGGAGUAGACCCUUUCAUUAUUCCUUCAGACUACAAAUGGGUGGAUGCAAGUGAGAGGAAGCGUCGUAUGAAGGCAAAAAGAGCCAAAAGUAAGAAAAAUAAGAAGCAGACAGCCUCUAAAGGAGGAGAUGUAGCGCAACAGGGGAGUGAUGAGGUGGGUGAAUUAAAUCAAUAGUGUGGGAUAUCUGCAUGGCUACUUUUUAUAAUUGCCGCCAGAGAGAAAGUGUAAAGACAGUAUUUUUGCACAGCUGACUAUACUUUUCACAUUGGAUGAAUUUGCCACAAAUUUACUGGGAACUUUACGCCUCUAUAUUUUUCGCCUGUUUGUUAGAUCGAAUCAUAAAGAGAGCUGUCAUCAUCUGAAAAUUGCUGUAUUGUAAUAUGAAGUGAAAAUGAAGCAGGAGUAUUCCCUUCAAUUAGUUGCAUUUGGUUUCAUUCUAA
Vicia villosa (hairy vetch) is the source of this 2589-nucleotide messenger RNA. RefSeq lists its product as uncharacterized. NCBI's taxonomy places the organism in Eukaryota, Viridiplantae, Streptophyta, Magnoliopsida, Fabales, Fabaceae. The transcript has 2 exons. Gene Ontology annotation, molecular function: protein binding. The record is from RefSeq and is a predicted model, not a curated record. Bases 356 to 2323 code for a protein of 655 amino acids. Gene Ontology annotation, cellular component: cytoplasm.